AAAAUCGAAAAUAACGACCCCUUUCAAUCUUUUAUCAUUUUAUGUUUGUCAAGCCGGUUUUUAGACGCAAUCCAGCAUGUUAUCAUGUGCCCACCACGCUCGCGCUAUUCUCCCCACAACGACCGCAAAGUCUUCGCGUAUUUUAACACGGUUUAAACACUCAACGAUUCAACCGCACUCGACGACUUGGAAUAACGUCGAACACCUUACCUGCACCACAACUCACCACACUUUCCGCUUAUUCUCUACCUCUACAUCUCCGUCAAUGGGCUCCGUAUCUCUCUCCGACGUCCCUCUUCAGUAUCCCUCUUUCCGCCGUGACGAAUCUGUUGUCGAUAACUACCACGGAGUUCCGGUUCCUGAUCCUUAUCGAUGGCUUGAAGAUCCUGAUUCAGAAGAAGUGAAAGAAUUUGUGAAAAAACAAGUGGAAUUAACCGAAUCCGUGCUUAAUAAAUGUGAGACUAAGGAAAAGCUUCAUGAGAAACUUACCAAGUUCUAUGACUACCCUAAAUACGGAGCUCCAUUUAGAGAAGGUGAUAAAUAUUUCUACUUUCACAACACUGGACUUCAACCGCAGAAAGUUCUCUACAUGCAGGAUAGUUUGGAAGGAGAAGCUGAAGUUUUGCUUGAUCCAAACGGGCUUAGUGAAGAUGGAACAAUCGCAUUGAGUACUUAUGCGGUUAGUGAAGAUGCUAAGUAUUUGGCUUACGCUCUUAGUUCAAGCGGAAGUGAUUGGAACACUGUCAAAGUAAUGAGGAUUGACAACAAAAAAGUUGAGCCUGAUACAUUGUCAUGGGUUAAAUUUUCAGGUAUUAGUUGGACAAAUGAUUGUAAAGGUUUUUUCUACAGCCGUUAUCCAGCUCCAAAGGAAGGGGAAGAUUUGGAUGCUGGAACAGAGACAAAUGCAAAUCUGGAUCAUCAGCUUUACUAUCAUUUCUUGGGUACUGAUCAAAGUGAGGAUAUUUUAUGCUGGGAAAAUCCCGAUAACCCGCAGUACACACUUGGAGCAUCUGUAACAGAAGAUGGAAAGUAUGUUCUUCUCUAUAUUAACGAGGGUUGUGAUCCCGUCAACAAAUUUUAUUACUGUGAUCUCUCUACUCUUCCUGGUGGGAUCCAAGGGUGUAAAGAAAGCAAGCGUCUUCCUUUUAUUAAACUUAUCGACAAUUUCGAAGCAAUGUAUCACGCAAUCGCAAAUGACGACACAGUUUUCACAUUUCUAACAAACAAAAACGCACCAAAAUACAAAUUGAUUCGUGUAGAUCUAAAUGAACCAAACACAUGGACUGAGGUUAUUCCACAAUCUGAGAAUGAUGUGCUUGAUACAGCUGUCGCGGUCAAUGAAAGUCAAAUUGUAGUGAGUUAUAUGAGUGAUUGCAAACACGUAUUGCAGUUGAGGGAUUUGAAAAGUGGGGCCCUUUUGCAUAAUUUGCCUAUUAGUAUUGGUAGUGUGGAUGCUGUUAGUGCACGAAGGAAGGAUAGUUUAUUUUUUAUCGCUUUUACAAGCUUUCUUACACCCGGGACAAUAUAUCAGUGCAAUUUAGAAAGUGGGGUCCCCGAUUUGAAGAUUUUUCGGGAAAUUGUGGUUCCGGGAUUUGAUCAAACCGAGUUUCAAGUCAGUCAGGUAUUUGUAGCUAGUAAGGACGGUACCAAGAUACCAAUGUUUGUUGUGGCCAAAAAGGAUAUAGUUCUUGACGGAUCACAUCCAUGUUUAUUAUACGGAUACGGUGGAUUUAAUGUUAGUUUGACACCAUAUUUUAGUGUGAGUCGUACUGUACUCAUGAGGCAUCUAGGGUUAGUCUUUUGCCUUGCUAAUAUUCGCGGUGGUGGUGAAUACGGAGAAGAAUGGCAUAAAGACGGUUCUCUUGCGAAGAAACAAAAUUGUUUUGAUGAUUUCAUUUCUUGUGGUGAGUAUCUUAUAUCCUCGGGUUAUACACAAUCGAAAAAGUUGGCAAUUGAAGGCGGAAGCAAUGGUGGGACCCUUGUUGGAGCUUGCUUAAAUCAGAGGCCUGAUCUCUUCGGUUGUGUACUUGCUCAUGUUGGUGUCAUGGACAUGCUUAGGUUUCACAAGUUUACAAUCGGUCACGCAUGGACAUCUGACUAUGGCUGUUCGGAUAAAGAAGAAGAAUUUCAGUGGUUAAUCAAGUACUCACCGCUGCAUAACGUUAGGAGACCAUGGGAGCAAUCUAACGAUAUCUCUCGUCAAUAUCCUCCCACCUUAUUGUUGACAGCCGAUCAUGACGAUAGGGUUGUGCCUUUACACACUUUGAAGUUAUUGGCGACCAUGCAAUACGUGUUGUGCACAAGCGUGGAGAAUAGCCCACAGACAAACCCGAUUCUUGGCAGAAUCGACUGCAAGGCUGGCCACGGAUCUGGACGCCCUACGAAGAAAGUGAUUGAUGAAUGGGCGGAUUCAUACAGUUUCAUGGCUAAAGCAGUUGGCGCAACCUGGAUCGAUUAGAUGAACUAUUAUUCACAAUCGACGGAAUUCUUGAUUUAUCAAGGUUACCUGUUUUAAAAUCCGGACAAUUGUUUAAUUGAUUAUUACAGAACUCUGGAAUGAGCUAUUUCUUUUAAACUUAUAAGAUGAACCUUAAAUUAUAUUUUCAGGACUUAUCAUUAUUUGCUUCUACACUGAGUUGUGCAAUGUGGCUUGCAUAUUAAGUGUA
Molecule: messenger RNA, 2666 nt
Organism: Helianthus annuus (common sunflower)
Lineage: Eukaryota; Viridiplantae; Streptophyta; Magnoliopsida; Asterales; Asteraceae
Product: prolyl endopeptidase
Exons: 12
Coding region: 77-2458 (793 amino acids)
Biological process (GO): proteolysis
Cellular component (GO): cytosol
Molecular function (GO): serine-type endopeptidase activity; oligopeptidase activity
Source: RefSeq, a predicted model, not a curated record